GUUGCAACCAUUUAACGAAGCAGAAGAAGAAAAAAAAAAAGGAAAACGAAGAAGAAGGAGAUCCGAUUUGAUUUUAUAAUCUUAAGAUUUUAAUUUAAUUCGUUGAAUAUGCGACACUGUGAACAUAAACCUUCAUAUCGGUGUUUAUAAAUGUAAUAAUUCUAAAACAUGAAGCUGUGAAAGUUCCUGGUUCACGGUGGAGAGGAUGAUCGACUCACCAUGAGGUCAACUUUAACUUUGUAACAUCAGCAGACACUAACAGAUGAUGUCUGCCCUGCUUUGCCGUGUUCCAACAUGUACAGCAGGUCUGAAAAGGUUUGGAUUUGACACCAUGAUGGCUCAGAGGUCAGGCAGACUCGGUGCUUCCUGCUCCAGGUGUCUCUCAGUCUCUGCUCGACCUGCUCCAGUGAAGAGAGUCUCCAUCGAGGGCAACAUAGGUGAGAAGAACACAAAACAACACCUGGGACCUCUAAAGGAAGAGCCAAGUGUCCCACAGCUGUUGGAAAGUCGACCUUUUCAAGACUCCUGCAGUCGGCUUGUUCAGACUGGGAGGUGAUGGCAGAGCCAGUCAGUAGGUGGCAGAACAUCGAGAGCGGCACCUCCAAGGUGAGCGACGGAGCGCCCCCGCAGACGACAGUCAGCAACCUGCUGCAGAUGAUGUACCAGGACCCUCAGCGCUGGUCGUACACAUUUCAGACGUUUUCAUGCAUGAGCCGACUGAGGACGCAGCUGCAGCCUCCUCCAGCCCGCCUGCUCGGCUCGGAGGGAACGCCCGUGCAGGUGUAUGAACGCUCGGUCUACAGCGACAGAUACAUCUUUGCCCUGAACAUGUUUGAGCUCGGCUGCAUCAACUCCACAGAGUGGGCCGUCUAUCAGGACUGGCACUCCCUGCUGGUGGAGGAGUUUGGCCACCAGGUGGAGCUAGAGGGCAUCAUCUACCUCCGAGCUCCUCCACAGAAAUGCAUGGAGCGUCUGGAGCGGCGAGGGAGGGCGGAGGAGGAGGGAGUGAAGCUGGACUAUCUGGACAAGCUGCACGUUCAACACGAGAGGUGGCUCGUUGAGAAGAGCACUGAAAUACAUUUUGAGAAGUUGAAACAGAUUCCCGUGUUACAACUCGAUGCCAGUGUGGAGUUUCAGAGGGACCCAGAGGUGCGGGAACAAUUCAUAACAAAGGUGAAGAACUUCUUCAACGCUUUGUGAAGAGACGGCGAGUUCAGCUCCUGAAACCAGUCAGACCUCCGACAGCACAGCUCUGUGGUGCGGUCCAUUCCAAGAUGCCAGUUUGAUACGUCAUCAGGACCUUACUUCUUGUUAGUUCUGAUCUUCAGAUUUAAAGCUUUUUGUUGUUUACUUGUUUAUUUGUUUGUAGUUAAGAUACUCCAUCGUUGUACUGUUUGUUACACUUGAAAUACUGAUAACGGUUCCUCUCUCUUAACACAAUAAAACACACAUCUUAGUGACUGAAAUGCAAAUGUUAAUGUGAUUUUACAACCUCAGUUUGUUUAAUAAAGGGAAAGUAUGGAUCCAGUCAAACUGUGUACAUUGAUAGUGAAUAAAAUAAAUUGCUUUUUUGUGA
Molecule: messenger RNA, 1576 nt
Organism: Labrus bergylta (ballan wrasse)
Lineage: Eukaryota; Metazoa; Chordata; Actinopteri; Labriformes; Labridae
Gene: dguok
Product: deoxyguanosine kinase
Biological process (GO): nucleobase-containing compound metabolic process
Cellular component (GO): cytoplasm
Molecular function (GO): deoxyguanosine kinase activity; ATP binding
Source: RefSeq, a predicted model, not a curated record